GAGUCUGCAGGUGACACUGCCUAGGUACCGAGCGCGGGCUGGGAGCGGGGACGCGCCGGGCUGCAGCCCUGGGAUGGAAUCCGCCCGCCUCGCCAGCUGUUCGCGGCUCCUUGGGCAGCGCCUCCGCUGAGCUCGGAGGACCGGGAGAGCGCUUGUCCAGGGCUAUGCACCUGCGGGGCGCUCCGAGGGCGCCGGUAGGUCUGCAGGCAGCCGGGGAAGCAGUGGAGCCGGAGGAACGAUCUUUGCCCCGGUCUAAGGCUCUGAUUCUGGAUGACAGAGAGGGCGGGUGACUCUUUUUAGAGUUGGAAAGAAGGCAAGACCUUGGAUCUUUCUCGGUAGAGGGACAGGUGACUCCCCCAGCUGGGUUUUCCACUUUCCUCACCUCUCCCACCCCGCGUGUCCCCAGCCCAGCGCCAAAGCCUCACUUCAAAGAUGCUUUGGGCGACUGGGAUCCUUGCUGCUCAGCGGGAAGGCAGCAGGCAAGUGGUCUAGCGGCGGCGGCGGCAGCGGCGGCAACAGCAAAGCGAAGAGCAAGAGAAUUUGAAAAGAGACAUCCGCUCCCUCUCACACGCUGAGGGGGAGGCAUUCGCGUUUCCCCGAACGAGACGGAGCCACAAGAAAUCAUGAAGUAAAAACUUUGGAGAGCUGCCACUAGAGAUGUUGCACGAAAAUCUGGAAUCUUUUAGGAGUCUCCUCCCAGUCGUUGGAGAUUUGGGGAGCAGCUGAUACUGCAAGGAGGGCUCUUGCAAAGAUUCAAGUUCCAGAGCCCUGGAAGAGCGGCAGAGUGGGAGAGCGUGGCAAGAGAAUGAAGAAACCAACCGCCCCGGAGAAGCAUGAGGUGGCAGUGGGGCACUCGGUUUAGAGGGCUUUGGCCGGCGGCCCCAUGGGCAGCGCUGCUGGCACUGGGCCUGCCCGGCUGGGUGCUGGCCGUCUCGGCCACGGUGGCCGCCGUGGUCCCAGAGCAGCAUGCUGCCUCAGCUGGCCAGCCGCCCCUGGACUGGCUGCUCACAGACCGGGGCCCCUUCCACCGCGCCCAAGAGUAUGCCGACUUCAUGGAGCGCUACCGGCAGGGAUUCACCACCAGGUACAGGAUCUACAGGGAGUUUGCCCGUUGGAAGGUGAACAGUCUGGCUCUGGAACGGAAGGACUUCUUCAGUCUGCCUUUGCCUCUUGCCCCAGAGUUUGUCCGGAACAUCCGCCUCCUGGGAAGGAGACCUAACCUGCAACAGGUUACUGAAAACCUGAUCAAAAAGUACGGCACUCAUUUCUUACUUUCCGCCACCCUUGGAGGAGAAGAGUCCCUGACCAUUUUCGUGGACAAGCGGAAACUGAGCAGAAAGGCAGAGACCGCAGGAGGUGCCCCUGUCCUCGGGGGCAGUGGGAACAGCUCUGCCGUGUCCCUGGAGACCCUGCACCAGUUGGCAGCCUCUUACUUCAUUGACAGAGAGAGCACUCUGCGCCGGCUGCACCACAUACAGAUAGCCACAGGGGCCAUCAAGGUCACAGAGACCAGGACCGGUCCUCUGGGUUGCAGCAACUAUGACAAUCUGGACUCGGUCAGCUCUGUCCUGGUGCAGAGCCCAGAGAACAAAGUGCAGUUACUAGGCCUGCAGGUGCUGCUGCCCGAGUACCUGCGUGAGCGUUUUGUAGCUGCGGCCCUGAGCUACAUCACAUGCAGCUCUGAGGGGGAGCUGGUCUGCAAGGAGAGUGACUGCUGGUGCAAGUGCAGCCCCACUUUCCCAGAAUGCAACUGUCCGGACGCCGAUAUCCAGGCCAUGGAGGACGGCUUGCUGCAGAUCCAGGACGCCUGGGCCACUCACAACCGGCAGUUUGAGGAGUCAGAAGAGUUCCAGGCCCUGCUGAAAAGGCUGCCCGAUGACCGGUUCCUGAACUCCACAGCCAUCUCCCAGUUCUGGGCCAUGGACACUGGCCUCCAGCACCGCUACCAGCAGCUGGGAGGCAGCUUGAAAGUGCUGUUCAAGAAGACCCAUCGGAUCGUCCGCCGCCUCUUCAACCUCUGCAAGCGCUGCCACCGGCAGCCUCGCUUCCGCCUUCCCAAGGAGAGGUCCUUGUCCUACUGGUGGAACCGAGUCCAGUCCCUCCUCUACUGUGGAGAAAGCACCCUCCCUGGCACCUUCCUGGAACAGAGCCACAGCUGCACCUGCCCCUAUGACCAAUCUUCCUGCCAGGGCCCCAUCCCCUGUGCCUUGGGUGAAGGGCCCGCCUGUGCCCGCUGCGCUCCAGACAACAGCACACGCUGUGGGAGCUGCAAUCCCGGCUACGUGCUGGCCCAGGGGCUGUGCCGGCCAGAGGUGGCCGAGUCCCUGGAGAACUUUCUCGGGCUGGAGACGGACCUGCAGGACCUGGAGCUGAAGUACCUGCUGCAGAAGCGGGACAGCCGCAUCGAGGUCCACUCCAUCUUCAUCAGCAACGACAUGCGUCUGGGCAGCUGGUUCGACCCUUCGUGGAGGAAGCGCAUGCUGCUCACCCUGAAGAGCAACAAGUAUAAGCCUGGGCUAGUGCACGUGAUGUUGGCCUUGUCCUUGCAGAUCUGCCUCACCAAGAACAGCACCCUGGAGCCUGUCAUGGCCAUCUACGUCAACCCCUUUGGGGGCAGCCACUCUGAGAGCUGGUUCAUGCCCGUGAAUGAGGGCAACUUCCCCGAUUGGGAAAGGACUAACGUGGAUGCGGCUGCCCAGUGCCAGAACUGGACUAUCACCCUGGGGAACAGGUGGAAGACCUUCUUUGAGACAGUCCAUGUUUACCUGCGGAGCCGAAUCAAGUCCCUAGAUGACAGCUCCAAUGAGACAAUCUACUAUGAGCCGCUAGAGAUGACGGACCCCUCGAAGAAUUUGGGCUACAUGAAAAUCAAUACUUUGCAGGUCUUUGGCUACAGCCUGCCCUUUGACCCAGAUGCCAUCCGGGACUUGAUCCUCCAGUUGGACUACCCAUACACUCAAGGUUCCCAGGACUCUGCGCUCUUGCAGCUGAUUGAGCUCAGGGACCGGGUGAACCAGCUUUCCCCACCCGGCAAAGUCCGGCUCGACCUUUUCUCCUGCUUACUCCGGCAUCGGCUCAAGCUGGCCAACAAUGAGGUGGGCAGGAUCCAGUCCUCCCUGAGGGCUUUCAAUUCAAAGCUGCCAAAUCCUGUGGAGUAUGAGACGGGCAAACUCUGUAGCUAACUGGGGGGGAACUCCUCCAGUGCCAGGCAGGAAGAGUAUCCCCAAAUCCAGGGUGCAGAGAGAAUCCAAGCCCUGCCUUAGUGCCAACAGGAGACGUUCAGCACCCAGGACCUGGGACCCUAAAGCUUGGGUUAAGCAGGCCAGAGAGAAACAGCCUCUGCACCUGUGCACAGAUGCGCGCACCCUGGAGCUCGUGCACACACACACACACACACGCACUCACACUCACACACCCUCACUGGGAGGCUGCAGCUCAGUGGCCUGGAACCUGCAGCCGGUGCUUUCUCAGAUGAACACAGUUGGAGGAGAGGAGCCAAAGAAGAGGUGGAGAAGAGCCAGCCCGAUCAUGCAACCAACAGAAACCCUUCAAGUGAUUCUUGUCACUCGGGAAAGCCAGAGGGGACAAAAAUGGGCGGGGAGGGAGUUCUUCCUCCCCUCUGCGGAGUCACUUUUGUAUUCUUUUUAACCAAAUUUCUUAAAAUGUCGUUCCUGUGGCUGCCUACGUUGGUUCCUCAUUUUUGUACACUGCCUCCUCUGUCCCCUCCAGGCCGAGCUCACUGCUCUUGGAGUCGCUUCCUUAGGAGGCCCGGAGGUGCAACCAGCAGGGGAACCCAGGCCCCCGGGGCGGGCGGUGCCUCCUGGCUCAGCCCCUCCACCCCUCCCUCCAGAGCCACCCUCCAAGCCGAGUCCCAGGCUCCCCUCGUGGCCCCUCCGGAGCUCCUCUUCCCUCGGCACCUGUUCUGUCCAAGACAGCAGCUCCAUCAAGACAGAGACAAUGUAUAGGGAAAUGUUCUUUUUUUAAAAAAACAAAAAUAUUUAUUUUGUGAUUGUUUUCCUUGUCAAUCUGCUCUAGCCACCUGAACAUCUGAGUAAAAAGUUACUUGAUUUAAUAUA
Marmota flaviventris (yellow-bellied marmot) is the source of this 4076-nucleotide messenger RNA. It is a transcript of the gene Brinp2, whose product is annotated as BMP/retinoic acid inducible neural specific 2. The record is from RefSeq and is a predicted model, not a curated record. Lineage: Eukaryota; Metazoa; Chordata; Mammalia; Rodentia; Sciuridae. Gene Ontology annotation, cellular component: neuronal cell body; cytoplasm; dendrite. Gene Ontology annotation, biological process: nervous system development; negative regulation of mitotic cell cycle; cellular response to retinoic acid.